Messenger RNA from Cyclopterus lumpus (lumpfish), 7129 nucleotides. RefSeq names its product trinucleotide repeat-containing gene 6C protein-like. The transcript is spliced from 24 exons. Gene Ontology annotation, molecular function: protein binding; RNA binding. The record is from RefSeq and is a predicted model, not a curated record. Gene Ontology annotation, biological process: miRNA-mediated post-transcriptional gene silencing; positive regulation of nuclear-transcribed mRNA poly(A) tail shortening. Lineage: Eukaryota; Metazoa; Chordata; Actinopteri; Perciformes; Cyclopteridae. Bases 150 to 6029 code for a protein of 1959 amino acids. Gene Ontology annotation, cellular component: nucleoplasm; P-body.
CUCUUUUACGGGUAACUUUAAGAAGAGACCGUGGAGAAUGCUUCUUCUUCUUCUUCUGCCAUGAACCGACUCCACACCGAAAGCUGCCAUCAAACCUGCGGCUAACGCGAGUUGAGAGAAGCUAGCGACAGAAGAAAGAUAACCAUUUGAUGGAAGAAAAGAAAAAGAAAAAACAAGAAGAAAAGACCAAGUCGGACGUCGCUCAGAAAACGGCUGCUGAUCAGAAACCCAAAGUGCCAGAGCCUGCUCCCACUAAGCCCAGUCCCGGCCCACCCCACCACCUCCACCACGCCAGCCCUACGCUGCCCCUCUCCUCCAAUGGCAAGCGCGCCUCCUCCAGUAGCCAACUCCCGACCCAGACUCCCCCUCAGCAGCAGUGCCAGUUGUCCUCUGCCAGUGCUCGCUACCCGCCCAGAGAGGUGCCCCCACGCUUCCGCCAGCAGGAGCACAAGCAGCUACUGAAGAGAGGCCAGCCACUGCCUGCAGGAGCCCUCAGCACGCUCACCCUCUCCUGUUCCUCUUCCUCCUCCUCCUCUUCGCCCUCGGCGUCGUACUCCUCUUCUACGACUGCCAGCACUUACCCAAACUCUUCCACUUCCACUGCGGGCAAACGCCACCCAGACAUAGCCCUCCAGAGUGGCUCUGUUGCCCAGUAUGAGACCUCUCAUUGGGGAGACUCUUUGCCAGUUGACAGCGCCUGCAGUGCCAACCGCUGGGACAAAGUGAUUAUUGACCGAAGUGACAAAGAAGUUUGGCCCUCCAUCAGCCGCAUUAGUGACCCCGGCCACCCCGCAGCCCCAGAAUGCUCUUUGGGCUCAGCUAGCUCUACCACAGACACGAGUGCUGUCACUACCACCAGUAGUAAUAGUUUUCUGAGUAUGGCCACAGGUGCCGCAGGCCAGCAGGCCCACUACUCCUCUCUUAAAGCUAACAAUAACAUGAUGACGGGACCUGGGUCAGCCAACACAUGCAGUAGUAGAGGCUGGGGCUCAGAUGGGAAACAAGAUGGUAUGAAUGGUGGUCGAGUAGGGGCACCCAAUAACUGGGGCUCUACCAAUUUUAACUUGAACCUCAAUCCCAAUGCCAACCCAUCAGCUUGGCCUGUUCUGGGCCAGGAGGGUGGUGGAGGUUGUGGUAUUGGCCCCAAUGUGGUAUCAAACUCCCCAUCCCUCCCACCAGGUAUUAAUGGAAACAUGGGAAAUGGAAGCCUGGGCGGUGCGGAUAAUGGCGGGGGAGGUUGGGGUGGCAUGAUGAGUGCUAAUGAAAAUGAUCAACAGCACCCUUCAACUAACACAAGCUUGUCCUUCAAAAUGGAACCUUCUAACCUUAACAAUGAUGGACCAAACCACACUAAGCAGCAGCAGCAAGCUCAGGAGCCUAUGAGCCCUAUCCAUGGGAUAACUGGCUGGGGAGGCCAGUCACCCACUGAAUCAUCCCAGCUGAAUGGAGACACAACAGGCAGCUCUGUAUGGGGUAGUGGAGAAACCAAGGCUGCUGACUCUCCCAAGGACCCAGGCUGGGACUCAACUCCCUCUGGAGGCCUUUCUGGUUGGGGCCGGCAAGGCAGUGGUGGUGGGAGUAGUGGAAGUGGUGGCUGGUGUGACUGGGGGAAAACCUCUGGCGGCGGAGAGGCAUCUAAAGGCUGGGACUCAGUAGAUGCUGGAAGCUCUGGUUCAGGCCAAGAGCAGCAACAUAGCUCAUGGGGGCAGCAGCCCAGAACAGCCCCAGCGAGCGACGGUAGUGGGGCCAGCAGUGAAAGUCAAUCUGGCCGAGACAGGUCCUCCAGCACGGAUUGUACCCCUCUUCUACCCCGGCAGGACCUGGACCCUAGGGUGCUGAGUAACACGGGUUGGGGACAGACCCCGAUCCGACAGCACACUGUAUGGGAGAUGGAAGAAGCCAACUCGGAUGAAGGAAAGAUCAAAAGUAGCUCAGCCUCCACAGGAUGCUCCAGCUCUAAUGUUAGACCCUCAUCCAUCAAUGGAAGUACCAUCAACCCAAAAAUGGGCCCUAGUCAGAGGCCUGUGUCUGGAGAAAAAAGUGACAAUGAAGGAUCAUCAUCAUCCUCUGGCUGGAGAGCCCCUCCACCUCAGCCUAUCCAAACUGGAUCAGGAUGGGGGGACCCUCCACAGUCACAUAGCAAAGCGCAGAAUGGCAAUACCAGUGGCUGGGGGGACACUUUGCCUCCCAAUGCUCCCAGAAAUAAAGGCACACCCUCCUGGGGUUCUGAGGAAAAGUCUUCCAGUUGGGACGAUGGCAUGACGAAAAGUCAGCCGACUAACUGGGGAGAGGGCCCCAAAAGCUCCCAUGGAUGGGGCAACAGUAAUGGCGGCUCCAACGGCACAAGCACAGGGGAGUGGGGAGAGGCGGAGGUCAAGAAGAAUGGAUCAUCCAGUAGCAUGUGGGAAGGUGAAGGAGGUAAUGGAGGCAAUGGAGGUAAUGGAGGAAAUGGUGGCUGGAAGGAGAGCCCCAGGGGAGGAAAUAGAGGAGGAGGGGGAGGAGGAGGCUGGAAUAAGCCUGCUCAUGCUCCUGCUCCUGCUCCUACUCCUGCUCCUGCUCCUGCACCUGCACCUGCUCCCGCUCCUGCUCCUGUUGUGAGUAAUAGCAGCUGGGGGGAGAUCCCACGUGCCAAUGGCCCAGUGCAGGGGAACUGGGGCUCUUCUAAGGCCCAGGAAAGCAGCAGCAGCAGCAGCAAUGGCAGCGGAGGAGGUGGCAGCAUGGGUUCAUGGGGUGGUCCUGGUACUGUGAAGCAGAACUCAUCGAGCUGGGGAAAUGGCAGCAAACAGGACCAAGGCAUGGAUCCCACUGGCUGGGAAGAGCCCUCCCCUCCCUCUAUCCGCAGGAAGAUGGAGAUUGACGAUGGAACGUCCACCUGGGGCAAUCCUGGCACCAACAGCAAGACUGUCAACAUGUGGGAUCGCAAAAAUCCUAAUAAUAACCCAGGCAACAGUGGCCCACCGCCCAGUAAGGGUGGUGGAGUGGUCGUCCCCAACAAUAACAACAACAAUCACUCUGUCGGCCCUGGCAACAACAAUCCCCAUCACACCCACCACAUGCACCACCACCCCCAUCAUGGCCAGCCCCCACCUCACCUGCAACACCAUGGAAACAACAAUGGGUCAUCCAACCAUGGCCCCCAACAUCCAAGUGUUGGACUCCAGGGUAGACCCCCCCUCACCAACCCAGGUUGGGGAGAAGUUCCCAAUGUUCAGCCCAAGUCAGAGCCUGCUUGGGGAGAGCCAGCUGCUCCAACAUCAUCUGUGGACAAUGGCACCUCUGCCUGGGGAAAGUCAGGAGGAGGAGGAGGAGGAUGGGGAGACGGUGGCCACGAGUCCUCUGGUCCCUAUGGCAGGGCCAACGGACCCACAGGUUCUUCAGCCUGCAAGCCAGGUCCCAAACCUAUGCAAGAUGGCUGGGGAAAUGGAGGGGAGGAGAUGGGCAUGUCUAGCGGCCAAUGGGAUGCUGAGGAUGGGGACAUGUGGAACAGCCCCACCUCCCAGGAGAGCAGCUCUUCUUGCAACUCCUGGGGCAAUGGACCCAAGAAGGGCCCGAGCAAGUGCAAGAUGGGCAAGCCAGAUGAAGCUUGGAUCAUGAACCGUCUCAUCAAACAGCUCACUGACAUGGGCUUUCCAAGAGACCCUGCUGAGGAGGCUUUGAAGAGCAACAACAUGAACCUUGACCAGGCCAUGAGCGCCCUGUUGGAGAAGAAGACGGACCUGGACAAGCGGGGCAUGGGCAUGUCUGACUACAGCAACGGCAUGAACAAGCCCAUGGUGUGUCGGCCCUCUGCUCUCUCCAAAGACCCCUCAGACCGCACAUCCUUUCUUGACAAGGACGGUGUUCUGUCAGAUGAUGCCCCCCCAUCACCGUUUCUGCCUUCCCCCAGCCUGAAGCUCCCCCUGGCCAACAGUAGCCUUCCUGGGCAGGGUCUGGGACAGGGCAACCCGGGGCUGGCCAUGCAAAACUUGAACAACAGACAGAUGCCCAGUGGAAUGUUUGGCAGUAGUGGAGCAGCACAAACCCGGGCGAUGCUGCAGCAGCAUCAUCAGCAGCAGCAGCAGCCACCAGUGCCACCUCUCAGCUCCUCCCAGCCUAGUCUACGUGCUCAAGUGCCUCAGUUUCUCUCCCCUCAGGUCCAAGCACAGCUCUUGCAGUUUGCAGCAAAAAACAUUGGCCUGAACCCUGCACUUUUAACCUCACCAAUAAACCCUCAACAGAUGACCCUCUUGUACCAACUUCAGCAACUGCAAAUGGCGUACCAGCGUUUACAAAUCCAGCAGCAGAUGAUGCAGGCGCAACGCAAUGUUUCCGGCCCCAUUAGACAACAAGAGCAGCAAGUUGCGCGUACAAUCACCAACAUGCAGCAGCAGAUCCAGCAGCACCAGCGUCAGCUGUACCAAGCGCUGCUGAUGAAGCAGCAGCAACUUCCCCCUCACUCCUCCUCCUCCUCCUCCGCCGGUAUGCAUAACCCCGGCGGUCCCUCCGGAGGCCACGGUUCCGGCAAAUCAACCCACGACCCCUACGCAGGCGCACACCAGGCUCCGGGCCUAGCCGACACACUGCACACCAAAGAGCCGCCGUCUUCGCCCAACGCCUACAGCACCUACCCUCUCUCUGGACUAAAUCCAAACAUGAAUGUAAACUGCAUGGAGGUUGGGGGUAUGUCCCUGAAGGAGCCCCCUCAGCCCCAAUCCCGCCUGUCCCAGUGGACACACUCUCACUCCAUGGACGGCAUCUCUGGCAACUCCUCUAACAUGGAGAACAACCUCAAUAAGCACGGUGCCAUAUCUGCUGCCUCUACCCUGGGUCCCCCCGGGAAGCCCCACCAUCUGGAGGACUCGUACAGCCCUUACAAUCUAAUGUCCCGCUCUGAGUCCCCCACCAGCCCAAUGGUGCCCCACGACAGCUGGGGCCAGAGCCAGGGCCAGGGCAAGAGCCCCAAUGAAAAGAUCUCCAAUGGGACCAACAUUAACUGGCCCCCAGAGUUCUGCCCAGGUGUGCCAUGGAAGGGCCUUCAGAACAUCGACCCCGAGAAUGACCCCAACAUGACCCCUGGCAGCGUCCCCAGCGGCCCCACCAUCAACACCAACAUCCACGACGUCAACCGAUACCUGCUGCGGGACAGGAAUGGAGCCACUUCCCCAGCUCUGCCAGCUCUGCCUCCGACCAGCAACGACUGGCCAGUCUGUGGCUACUCGAGCUCUUUUCAGUCUCUUUCGUCCCCUGACGGAGAAGGCUCAGGCAAGCUGUCUGACAUGAAGUCCACCUGGUCCCCGGGGCCCAUCUCCCAGGGCCAAUCCUCUUUGUCCCACGAGCUGUGGAAAGUCCCUCAGGGGCCGCGCAGCAACGCUGCCCCUUCUCGGCCCCCACCAGGCCUCACCAACAACAAACCCUCCUCCACCUGGGGCGGCAACUCGCUGGGCCUGGCCCAAGGCUGGAGCGCCUCCUACACCGCUGAGGGAACCACCUGGAGUACUGACAGCCCCAGCAGGACCAGCAGCUGGCUGGUGCUGAGGAAUCUCACCCCACAAAUUGAUGGUUCGACUCUGCGGACGCUGUGCAUGCAGCACGGCCCCCUGAUCACAUUCCACCUCAACCUGACCCAGGGGAACGCCGUGGUGCGCUACAGCUCCAAGGAUGAGGCCGCAAAGGCCCAGAAGUCUCUGCACAUGUGUGUGCUUGGGAACACCACCAUCCUGGCGGAGUUUGCCGGCGAGGAGGAGGUGAACCGCUUCUUUGCACAAGGCCAGUCCCAGUCCCAGUCCCUGGGGGCUAACACCACUAGCUGGCAGGCUAACCCAGUAGCCAAUCAAAACCGGAUGGGCGGGGCAGCACAGUCCCACCCUAUGAACCAGUGGAGCAGCGGCGGUGGCUGCGGAGGCAAGUCCAGCGACCUGCUGUGGGGCGGUAUGCCACAUUACUCCAGCCUGUGGGGGCCGCCGGGCGGAGACGACGCCCGUGUGAUUGGGAGCCCCACCUCCAUUAACACCCUGCUGCCUGGAGAUCUGCUGAGUGGAGAGUCCAUGUAGGACGAUGCCACGAUACACUAACCGACCAACCACCACCACCACCAUGUCACGUAAGCCAUCGGUGGUGGGUGGGUAGAGAAAGAAAGAAAAUACAAAACAAAACAAAAAAUGUCAAUAUGAACAGGAGCAAAACCCAAGCAAAUCAUGUGGCGAUAAUCAGUAUCAAUUUGAACUGUGAAUUGUGAAUCAGAUGGCUGGAGUCCCAACCACAGAGACUCCAGACUCCAGUCCUUCUGUUUUGCUGUUGUCCGUUUUUUGUUUGGUUUACCUUACCUUUUUUGGUAUUUUUUUUAAUGCAUCGUACAAAACGAACUAAAACGAGACACAAUACAAAGAAACCUUUGAAGUGUUUUUAGUUUUUUUCCAUAAGUAUACAUGACAUUCUGUGUGAAAUUGUUUUUGAAGACUGUUUUUAGGAGAAGCAAUCAAAGCUGCCAUCUGAGACUUUUCCCUCCAAAAAAAGAAGAAGAAGAAGAAGAAAAGAAAAUCAUCCCAAAAUAAGACUUAAAACGACCAUUCCCAGCAUGUCCAUGGCCAAUGAUGUGGUUCAAAGACCUUUACUAGUUCUGUUCACGUUUGUUUCUCAGCACUAAUAUUAGCCUUAAGUGCUCUCUGGCCCAGGUCCUUCCCAAGCAGCCUUUUUUUUUGUUUUUGUUUUGUAAUUGAAGAAAUUGCUGAAAUCUUGCACAGUUUCACCUCUGAACCAGCAAGUGGUACAGGACGUGACUGGUGACCAGCUCGGUCACUGGGCAGUAAGAAGUCCUGGCCACGUGACUGGCCCUACCAAUCAUCAGCUUAAUUAUUUGGGUUUCUCAAAGGGAUUGACAGAGCUGUAAAAUGUUCUCUCUUUUUUUUUUCUUCUUUUUUGUUGUUGUAGUUUUAGGCCCAAGCGCGUUUUUUGAUAUCUACAAUAUAUAAGCUGAGAGAAGAUUAUUUGUCAACCUCGCUGCGUGUCUCUGGUUCCGUCCAGUGGCAACUAAUCACUGCAGGCCCAGAUCCUUCUGGGCACCUUCAAUCCAGUCGCUUACUGGUGCUUUGUUGAAUUUUCUAUUGUCCGAUUUGUCGUGAAGCCCAGCGGUCUGUACGGUCAGCCAGGACAC